AUGUGUACCCCCCAGGAGCAGAAGAUCUUCUCCAUCUGCGGGGUGUUCCCCUCGGUGCGCGAGGCGCUCAAGAACCGAGGGUGGCUCGAGAAGAAGUGGGUGGCGAACGAGUGCCCGCGGGAGCGGCCCGGGGACCGAGAGCGGGAGCAGACCCUCAAGGAGACCCGCGAGAAGGACGUGGAUAGGGACAAGGAGAACAAGGAUGGCGAGAAGGAAAAGGAGAAAGAAAAAGUAGUCGAGUCCAGGGACAGGAUAAGAAGCGAGGACUCGAUGAUGUCGCUGCUGGACUCCCUGGCCGGCGAGGAGCUCAACGAGAAGGCCGUGGUGGCGCGCCUGCUGCGGGGCGUACCGGCCAACUUCAUCUGGACCGUCAAGUUCGACGGCAUCGACUGGAAGCGGCUCAAGAAGCGGCAGAUCAUCAACCGCUUCCCCAAGGCGUUCUUCACGACGAAAAUCGGCCUCAGCACGUUCCUGCGCCAGAUGCACUGGUUCUCGGAGGAAGGCGUGUCGCUCACCAGGUUCCCGCGCUGCUACAACAUCUGCCAGCCCGACGACAUGGAGGCGUUCGUGGACGACUACCGGCUGACGGCCUGCCUCAGCACGCUCAAGUGGCUGGUCGAGGUGGUGGACAAGGGCGGAGCCGCGGCCGUGCAGAGCCCGCAGGGCAAGGUGCCCAAGAUGGCGGUGGAGUUCGCGCUGGCGCGGUGCCGCGAGUUCCUCGUCGAGCACUCCAACGAGGACCUGGACCGCGCCGCGCCGCCCACCGUGUUUUCGCACCAGUGGGACCAGUUCCUGUCCUGGACCUACCAGCUGCACCGGGACGACGCCGCGCUCAACGCCGCCGCCCCGGAGCCCAGCAUCUCGGCGCUGUACGCGGAGAGCUGCUGGAUCCUGGAGCGGAUCGCACCCCUCUGGCCGCAGCUGCAACUCGACGGUCGGCUCAACAUGUGGAUCAUGAAACCCGGCGCCAAGUCGCGCGGGCGCGGCAUCCACCUCGUCAACCGCCUCGACCUGCUCACCUCGCAGGUGUCGUCCACCCACCUGCGGGACGCGCGCUACGUGGCGCAGAAGUACAUCGAGCGACCGUUGCUCAUAUGCAACACCAAGUUUGACAUCCGGCAGUGGUUCCUGGUGACCAGCGUCUACCCGAUGACUAUCUGGAUGUACAGAGAGAGCUACCUCCGCUUCUGCUCGCAGUCCUUCAGCCUCCACAACAUGCACGAGUCUGUGCACCUUUGCAACAACGCGGUGCAGGCCAAGUACACCAACGGCAAAAGGGACCCCGCCCUGCCCGAUGAGAACAUGUGGGACUGUUACACCUUCCAGACGUACCUUCGGUCGAAGGGCCGCGCCGACCUCUGGGACUCGCUCAUCUACCCGGGCAUGCGGCAGGGCAUCGUCGGCACCCUGCUCGCCUCGCAGGAGCAUCUGGACCGGCGCGGCGACUGCUUCGAGUUGUUCGGCGCCGACUUCAUGCUCACCGAGGACUUCGUGCCGUGGCUCAUCGAGAUCAACUCGUGCCCGUGCAUGGCGCCGUCUACCAGCGUCACGGCGCGCAUGUGCGCACAGUGCCUCGAGGACGUCAUCAAGGUGGUCAUCGACAGGCGCGCGGAUCGCAACGCGGACACCGGUAUGUUCGAGCUCGUGUACCGCCAGCAGAUCCCGCCGCCGCCACCCUACCUCGGCAUGUCGCUGUCGGUGCGCGGCCGCAAGAUCCCGUCGGCGGGGGGCUCCUCAGGGCCACGGCGUCGCAAGACGGCGUCCCAGUCCGACGUGGAGGCUGACCCGUCUGGCGCGUCCGCGUCCAGCGCCGGCGGUCAGCCCGCGCGCUGCCGACGUUCCGAGCUGCUCGAGUCCAGGCUCACGAGCCCCGCGGCCCGUUCCCCCGCCCCCACCUAA
Molecule: messenger RNA, 1899 nt
Organism: Frankliniella occidentalis (western flower thrips)
Lineage: Eukaryota; Metazoa; Arthropoda; Insecta; Thysanoptera; Thripidae
Product: tubulin glycylase 3A-like
Exons: 9
Coding region: 1-1899 (632 amino acids)
Biological process (GO): cilium movement; cilium assembly; protein polyglycylation
Cellular component (GO): cilium
Molecular function (GO): protein-glycine ligase activity, initiating
Source: RefSeq, a predicted model, not a curated record